This is a messenger RNA of Exophiala aquamarina CBS 119918, 714 nucleotides long. RefSeq lists its product as uncharacterized. The record is from RefSeq and is a predicted model, not a curated record. Gene Ontology annotation, molecular function: hydrolase activity. The transcript is spliced from 4 exons. Lineage: Eukaryota; Fungi; Ascomycota; Eurotiomycetes; Chaetothyriales; Herpotrichiellaceae. Bases 1 to 714 code for a protein of 237 amino acids.
AUGAAGAUGACCUCUACAGCUUGCAAGACCACUCCUGCUAUUGUUCUAGAAGGCUACAAGCCUCGAGGUGUUUACGAGACAGUUUCUGGCUUGAAUACCUAUGUAACCGGGCCGAAGAAUGCAACUUCAGGAAUUGUGGAUAUAUAUGACGUUUUCGGCUUCAGUUCGCAGACUCUUCAAGGUGCAGAUAUCCUUGCCGCGCGCACAAAUUCGAUAGUGAUAAUUCCCGACUUUUUCAACGGCGAAAGUGUCAGCCACGAUUGGCUCCCAGCUGACAGUGAAGAGAAGAAGACGCUACUCACCAAAUUUCUGAGUGAAAAAGCAGCUUAUCCCCAGAAUGUCGGCUUGUUAUUGGGAGUAGCUGAAGAUUGCAAGAAGAGGUUCCCUUGUGCAAAGAAGUGGGCGGCAUUCGGGUUAUGCUGGGGAGGAAAGGUUGCAGUCCUUGCCUCGGGGUCAGAUUCGCCUUUUGUGGCUUCUGGGCAGACCCAUCCAGGUAGCAUAGAUAAAGCAGAUGCACAGAAGCUGACAAUCCCGCACAUCGUACUAGCCUCCAAAGAUGAGCCGGCGGAAGUUAUCUUGGCUUAUAAGGAAAUUCUCGAGGCAAGUGGAAAAGACGGACUUGUCGAGACGUAUUCCAGUAUGUGGCACGGGUGGAUGGGUGCGAGGGCAAAUCUGACGGAAGAUGAUGGUCGAAAGCAGUAUAUGCGUGGGUAA